UAACUAUGGUGACGUCUGUCUCAAACCCCAAUUAACCUUCCCACUCUAUAAAAACACCCACACCACCACGACAUCUUCCUUCAACUAGCACUUCUUGUUCAAGUUGGCCUCUUGCCACCUCUCUAUGUUUUUCAUUAACACCAUGCAAGUUUUCUCACUAUCACCCCUCUUUGCAAUUUUUCAUUCUCAGUUUGUCAUUCUUAUACCAUUACUAUUCUGUUCUUUGUUGCUGCUCCUACCCUUCCUCCAAUGGCACCACCCCAGACACAAACGCUUACCCCCUGGUUCAAUGGGUUGGCCAUACAUAGGAGAGACUCUCAAGCUCUACACUGAAAACCCAAAUUCCUUCUUUUCCAACAGGCAAAAACGGUAUGGGGAUAUAUUUAAGACCCACAUAUUGGGAUGCCCCUGUGUGAUGGUUUCAAGCCCAGAAGCUGCAAGGGUUGUGUUAGUGAGUCGAGCUCAUCUAUUCAAGCCAACUUAUCCACCAAGCAAAGAGAAAAUGAUAGGGCCAGAGGCUCUCUUCUUUCAUCAAGGGGCCUACCAUUCAAGGCUCAAGAAGUUGGUCCAAGCUUCCUUUUUGCCCUCAGCAAUAAGAGGGUCAGUCUCGAAGAUUGAGCAUAUUGCUCUCAAGCUUAUCCCCACAUGGAACAAUUGCACCAUUUACACCUUGCAAGAGAUGAAAAGGUACGCCUUUGAUGUGGCAAUGAUUUCGGCCCUCGGUGACCAACAUGACUUAGAAAUGGAAGGAAUAAAAAAUUUGUAUCAAUGCCUUGAGAAGGGCUACAAUUCCAUGCCUCUAGAUCUACCGGGAACUCCUUUUCGCAAGGCAAUGAAGGCAAGGAAGCUUCUGAAUGAGGAUUUGAGAAGAAUAAUAAAAAAGAGAAGGGAGAUUGGGAAACAUGGUGGAGGCUUAUUAGGAAUAUUUUUGGGAGCCGAAGACGAGAAGCAUAAUCAGCUUAAUGAUUCUCAAAUUGCUGACAAUAUAAUAGGAGUCAUCUUUGCUGCUCAUGAUACAACUGCGAGUGUCCUAACAUGGAUUCUAAAGUAUUUGCACGAUAAUGUCAAUCUCCUAGAAGCCGUGACGAAGGAACAAGAAGGAAUUCAACGCAAACUGUUUGAAGAAAAUCGUGGGCUUACGUGGGAUGAUACUCGGCGCAUGCCAUUGACUGGCCGGGUGAUUCAAGAAACACUAAGAACUGCAAGUAUACUCUCUUUCACAUUCAGAGAAGCUGUAGAAGAUGUUGAAUUUGAGGGCUACUUCAUUCCGAAGGGUUGGAAGGUUCUGCCUCUCUUCAGAACCAUUCAUCACAGUGCUGAUUUCUUCCCUCAACCCGAAAAGUUUGACCCUUCAAGAUUCGAGGUGCCACCUAGACCUAACACGUACAUGCCGUUUGGGAAUGGAGUGCAUGCUUGUCCAGGAAGUGAGCUGGCUAAGCUAGAGACUCUCAUUCUUCUACACCACCUCACCACUUCUUGCAGGUGGCAAGUUGUAGGAGACGGAGAAGGUAUACAAUAUGGCCCUUUUCCUGUACCCAAACAAGGUUUACCUAUAAAGGUUACUCCAAGGAACAAGAAAUGAAUCUUGAAAAGUAUUAAGUGUGUUUUGAGUUCUUGACGAAAAUCGAAAUGUUAUCAGUGGGUAAAAAGAAAAACAAAUUUCCCCAUUGAGAGUUUCUCUGUUUCUUCUUCUUCUUCUUCUUUUUAUUUUUUAAUUUAUCAUUUCUCCAUUUUUCAAUUGUAUUUGCAAACUUUCUUGUUAGGAUUUAGUAUGUAAGAUGAGUGGGUCAGUAUCAAAUGCAUUAUUAAUCUUUGUGUAACAUAUAUCAAAAUCCCCUUCAACAAGAGUAAUUGUUUUUUGCAUUUUGUGAA
This is a messenger RNA of Quercus robur (English oak), 1872 nucleotides long. Its product is annotated as abscisic acid 8'-hydroxylase 2. The transcript is spliced from 8 exons. The record is from RefSeq and is a predicted model, not a curated record. Lineage: Eukaryota; Viridiplantae; Streptophyta; Magnoliopsida; Fagales; Fagaceae. Bases 125 to 1582 code for a protein of 485 amino acids. Gene Ontology annotation, molecular function: iron ion binding; heme binding; monooxygenase activity. Gene Ontology annotation, biological process: sterol metabolic process.